This is a messenger RNA of Zymoseptoria tritici IPO323, 2957 nucleotides long. RefSeq lists its product as uncharacterized. Lineage: Eukaryota; Fungi; Ascomycota; Dothideomycetes; Mycosphaerellales; Mycosphaerellaceae. Gene Ontology annotation, biological process: regulation of DNA-templated transcription; DNA-templated transcription. The transcript has 2 exons. Bases 207 to 2957 code for a protein of 916 amino acids. The record is from RefSeq and is a predicted model, not a curated record. Gene Ontology annotation, molecular function: zinc ion binding; DNA-binding transcription factor activity, RNA polymerase II-specific; DNA binding.
AUCCUGAGCUGUUUCACUUUGUCGGGAUCGACUAAUUCCGGAAGCCUGACAUAUAGGAAGGGACGAACGUCAUGGUUACUAAACAGUAGCACCUUCUGUACUCUUGAAAACACACCGUUCCCGAUUGCUAUCUGAUACUUUGCCAUAUAUCUGGAAAUCUCGUCGCCCAUGUUUCGCACGUAUACGGAAAGAAAUCUUCGACCGCCAUGGACUUUGCCAUGAAUGGAGUCGCGGGAAAGCCUUGGCCGCAGACCGCCGUGUCGUCGAGAACCACGAAUGGGGCCAACACCGGCAAGCCGAAGCAACAACGAAGCCGAAGGAAGAAGGACGUGGAAGAGGACGAUCCCUCGAAGAGAAGAUGUGUCUCCACAGCGUGUAUAGCGUGCAGGAAGAGGAAGAGCAAAUGCGACGGUAAUCUUCCUGCGUGCGCGGCCUGCUCGCAGGUGUAUGGAACGGACUGUAUAUACGACCCGAACUCGGACCAUCGGAGGAAGGGCGUGUACAAGAAUGAUGCGGAUACGCUCAAGACGAAGGAGUCGACGCUGCAGACGAUCAUUCAUGCGAUCUUGAACUAUGCUGAAGAAGACGUGCCGGACCUGGUACAGGAGAUCAGGACUUGCGAAAGCUUGGAUGCUGUGGCGGACAAGAUCGUGGCGAAAGAGAAUGGAGAGGAUAAUGGCGAUGGUGGAGGUGGAAGGAGUUCUAUGGACUCCUCGGAGCGAGCACCGCGAAUGUCGACCUUCGAGUCGCAUCUGUACGGCAAGAUGGGAGACUUACGGCUGGACGAAGGAUCGGUACGAUAUAUCGGCGGAACGAGCCAUCUAAUACACGCCGGGCAAGGCUCUCCCACUCCACCCAAUAUGGACGAGUAUCUCCCGCAGGAGAACGCGAUUACGUCCUGGACGAACGUGACAGACGACCCGCAGCUGGUUCUGCAUUUGCUCAACAUGUACUUUACCUGGCAUUACACUUUCUUCACACUAUUGUCUAAACAGCUGUUCUUCCGAGACUUUACUCUUGGGCGACCUCCUCCAGGCACAAGACGGAAAACGCAGCACUGCACGCCCCUACUUGUCAAUGCGAUUCUGGCACUUGGAUGCCAUUUCACAUCUCACGCGGGAGCAAGAGUAGAUCCGGAAGAUUCGGCGACCGCAGGCGAUCACUUCUUCCGGGAAGCGAAAAGGCUGAUCAUGGAGAACGAUGAGCAUGAGAAGCCGAGUCUCACCACAGUCCAAGCUCUUGCGCUAAUGUCUGUAAGAGAGGCAGGAUGUGGCAGAGAGGCGAAAGGCUGGGUCUACAGCGGCAUGUCAUUUCGUAUGGCCUGCGAUAUGGGAUUGAAUCUGGAUUCAAGCUCACUGAGUGCUAGCAAAGAAAUCAGUGGCGACGAUGAUGAGGAAGACAACCGGAAAGUCACGUUCUGGGGCUGCUACCUGAUUGACAAGUGUUGGUCUAACUACAUGGGUCGUCUGCCACAACUGCCGUCAGCAAUUGUCGCCGCGUCAAAAUAUGACGUCUUUCCAGAGGAGGACUCUUCUCAGUGGAGUCCUUACACCGACUCUGGGUUUACACAGGCACACGCCCAGCCUGCCCGAACAAGGGCCGUGGCGCUGCAGAUAUCCAAGCUGUGCGAUAUCAGCAAUGACCUAAUGGCGCACUUCUACAACCCGAUUGACAUGGAGAAGACCAGGGGAAAAGCGGCGGAGCUCAGGAAGCUCUCCGCCAUUCACACCAGACUCGAAUCAUGGCGAAGGGAUCUGCCAAAGGAGUUUGAACCGAAGGAAGGGGUUCUGUCCUCGGUUCUGGUCAUGCAUAUGUUCUUCCAACUGCUAUUCAUCCAUCUCUUCCGACCUUUUUUGAAGUACACACAAGCAACAUCGCCACUGCCAAGCACUGUCAGUCCUCGGAAACUGUGCACCCAAGCGGCAGCUAUGAUCUCAAAGCUCAUGCGGCUUUACAAGCGAUCUCAUGGCUUGCGACAGAUCUGCAACAUUGCAGUCUACAUCGCUCAUUCGGCGUGCACGAUUCACCUUCUCAAUCUACCCGACAAGAAUGCCAAACGCGACAUUGUCCAUGGUGUGAAACAUUUAGAGGAGAUCGCUGAGAGUUGGCUUUGCGCAAGGCGAACACUCGCAAUCAUGAGCAUGUUGGCCACGAAAUGGAAGGUCGACUUGCCAGACGAAGCCGCAGCCGUGCUCGCUCGAACAGACGCCAAAUUCAGCUCGUACCACCGCGAGAUACAGUCGCCGGCAUCGAGCCAGAGGCGGGAGUCGGACCUCAUGAGUGUUCCUGAACAUCUCGCUAUGCAACCCACUCAGACACCAGCCCUCGUACAACCGACCACCGCACACAACUCGCCCCUCUACAACACCGCCUCACCCAUGUUUGUCCCUGCCGCCAUCGGUGCCUCUGGCUCAGCAAUUGUACGCUCUCACGAACCGCAAUUUCCCGCCCCACCCGCCGACGCAUACAGCUUACGCGCAUCUCAGUUCCCCUCCGCCGCUACCACUCCCGCGACCCCACAGAACCAAGCUCGACAGCACUCUACACGAGCAGGCGCCAGUCCCAGUGACAUGUUCGGCGGCGUGGAGCAGCUGCUGCGAGACAGCCAUGACUGGGCGUAUCGGGACCAAGCACAGUUUGCGACUGGAUUUGGGAACUGGAACUCCACACCAGACGCAGAUACUGCAGCUUGGGCAGCCAACAUGACGCCCAAUGCUCCACUGGCGGGAAGUGUGGCGCCGGCACGUCAGCACAGUCAAGCCAGUGCAGUCAGCAUCCCGAUGAAUGCUCAACCUGCCGGAUAUGUGCCGACUGCGAGCGCAACCUUGAACGGUGCGAAUGGCGUCAAUGUCAAUGGAACUGGGAAUGUCGAUGGCAUGAUGACGAAUUGGCUGAACAGUAUGACUGCUUAUAAUACUAUGGCGACGACUUAUAAUGAGGAUGAGUGGUAUCAAUGA